This is a messenger RNA of Puntigrus tetrazona (Sumatra barb), 5374 nucleotides long. It is a transcript of the gene cyp19a1a, whose product is annotated as ovarian aromatase. NCBI's taxonomy places the organism in Eukaryota, Metazoa, Chordata, Actinopteri, Cypriniformes, Cyprinidae. The transcript has 9 exons. Gene Ontology annotation, molecular function: monooxygenase activity; iron ion binding; oxidoreductase activity, acting on paired donors, with incorporation or reduction of molecular oxygen. The record is from RefSeq and is a predicted model, not a curated record. The coding region runs from base 3646 to 5199 and encodes 517 amino acids.
CGCGACCCACUUCUGUUGUUUUAAUUUGGUUGGUUUUGAUCUGAUAUCAGUUAGCACAUCGCUCUAAUUCAGACGGUCUUUGCUUUCUAUGCUUAUGUAAUGAAUGUGGAAUACAUCUGCACUUACUAUAAUUGGAAAUGGCAUGCACUGCUAGUAUUGGUUUAAAGAAGAUCAUUAUAAUAAUAGUAAUAAUAAUAAUAAUAAUAAUAUAGCUUUGUUGGUGCACAGCUAGAUUGUUUGCACAUUAAAAACAAAGAUGAAUUUCCUCUGAUACAUGCUGGUACACUGCUCUAUGAAGAUAUGAAGUCUGUUGGGUUUUGUGGUCCUCUGCCCUGCAGCUGUAGGUCAUGGCCAAAUAAAACACACAAGCUAAGAUACAAGCUCUUUGGUUGGGUUUGUGUGAUCACGCAAGCAAAGAACAAGGUAUCAGAGCUGAACAGAGUGUGUACCGACUGAGUAUGUGCUUACGCUGAGAGGAGUGUGAAGGUCAAAUCAGUUCAGUUCAGUCAGUUUUAUCACUUUAAGUAGUUUCACUUUAAACAAGGUGCUCGUUUUCAGAUGUCUGGCUUGUAAAAUUAAUUGGACUUAAAUUAAUUUAACUUACUAUAUUUGAAGUAAUUAGUAUCAGUAUUGGAUUAAUGCAUGUGUUACAAUAUCUUCCAAUAUUGGUUAGUACAGCUGUAUAGUCACCAGACUUUAGUAAUGAAGUCUGGACUGAAAAACUAAUUGACUUAAACGGGUUUAAAGCUCACAUUGAGGUCAGUCAAGUUCACCGACUGCCCUGACAGGCAAUGAAGAGCUGAUAGAACUUAACAACUUAACACAAAACUUUUUAGCGUCAUGAAUAAAGAGGAUGUUCCCCUAAAGCAAGUUGCAUUAUUGAUGUACAAAAUGUAUAAAUUUAAAGGGAAUUCUAAUGACAUGCAAAUGUAGAUGGUUCUGAAUUUUUUAAUAUUUUACUGAUUUCAAAACACUGGUACCAUCAAGACAGAUGUAGUAAAAAAGGCUUUGUAUGUCAAUUUAAUUAAAAUUAGUAGAAAGCAUGCCAUCCACUAUGUUGAAAGGAAGAUAUAAAGCUGUAUAUCAUCUAGUUUAAUAAUAAAAAUUAAUGCCAAAUUUUGUAGCAUUCUCACCUAAAGAGAGCAUACACGAAAUUACAAAGGGCCUAAAACAGAACCUUGUGGAACACCGAUAUUUACCUGCAACAGAAUGGCUUACACAUAUACAUAUAUUUAUGAAAUAAAUGAUAAAAGGGUUGACAUUUCGUUUUUACACUGUUCAAAAAAAAGAUACUUGCCAUGCAUGCAAGAUUUUUAUAAAACAGGCCCUCAGAUCCUCAGAGAGGUCAGCCGAGUGGACAUUGGACUGUGUUCAGUAAAGGGAAGUGGUUUGGCUUCUCUCCCUGUGCGUUGUCUCAAACAUUGCCGUUAUUAUCUGUGAUUUGGCACUCUUCAUGAGAAACCCGAAACAAACGUCCACUCACAGCAGUUGCAUGGCUAACAUCGCUUUCACUGAUCUGAACACACAACCAUCAUAGAGACGGAGGUGUUGGGGACGAACUACCAAAGUAGUUUAGUGGAUGGAAAAUAAAAAAGGUAUAAUCAUGAAACACAGAGUUUUGUAACUAAUAUUUAUCCCAUGCAGCACUUUUGUAGAUGUCUUUGUAAGAAAGCACCAGCAAGAAACAUAAAUGUAAAUGAUCUAUAAAUUUAUGGUUGACAGUACUCACAAUUCUCUUCCUUGUGGUUUCCUGCCCACAGUUUUGCUACAGGGGACAAACAACUUAUUUGAUGAAUUGCGAAACUCAAGGACCACAAAGGCCGUAUUGAAGUGACGACAUGUUUAAGUGACGUGUCUUUCGAUGCGCAGAGGGACACUUUGUUCUCCAGUGAAUUAAAGAUUACUUGUUUCUUUCCGAGAAAGGCAUUCCAGACCCAAAUACGUAGUGUGUGAUGUUGCUGCGUGUUCAAAAGGUCGACUCCUUUAUGAGACGUUCAGUCUUUAUUAAGACCACCCUGAAAUUUUGACAUCCAGGAAAAUUUCCCCUUACACCUUCUCGAUGUACCACACAACCCACUUAAACUUCACAGAAACACUCUAGCAAGCGCAUAAACAUGAUAUACACGUUAGAUUCACCUUAACAGCCACACAUAAAUGCCGUUUUGCAUGGGUGAAGGCCACACACGCUGUUUUUCCAUGCUGUUAUGUAGGCUAUGUUCUUAUUUAUGGUACUUAAAGGUAUCACACACGUUCACCUAUUGCCACAUGAACUGUGAAGUUUUUAUGAACCCCUUUUACACAGAAAAUGCCAGAAUGCUGCAUGCAUCUGCUCUGACCGCGCUCAAAGAUGUCAUCUUAUUUCCAUAAAUUCUUCAGCGAUGAAAGUGGGCGUUCAGUGAAUUCACAAUGUCUCUCAAUCUGAUAGACACACACAAAGAGGGCAAAACGAAGACACAAAAUGACUUUUGUGCUCUUUGUAACAAUUUGUUUUUGUUUAAAAUGCUUAAUAUUAAUAUUUUGAAAGCAAAUGAGAAACAUGUGAAGCAAAAUGGUAAUUAAAUAAAUUACUGAUUAAUUAAUGGAUUUGACAGUUUCUGGGUAGGGUGGUCAUUCAUACGGUUUUAGAUCGGGCUGUCUUGUUUUAAAAUAGCAUAGCUGUAUUUUAAUCAGUGGUAUAUAUUAAAAAGCAAAGAAUUAAGAGAAAGAAUAGACAUGUUUAAGUCAAUAUUUAGUUGCAUACAUUUUAGAUAUAUUGACUGAAUACAGUUUUUUGCCAACAAGAGUUACAAACAAAAUGUAGCAGAAACUUUGCAUGGUCGCUCAACACAGUGGCAUUCCUGAAUAAUUCAGCAUUUUUUGAACGAAUUGGGUGAGUCAGUGAUUAAUUUUUAGCGAGUCACUUGAUUUGUUCUGAAAGAAUAAGCAAUUUUGAACAAAUCAGUUGAAUUAAUGAUUCAGUGGACUCACAGUCACUUUUCAUUCCCUGCUCUCAGUUUUAAUUUCAUAUUUAAAGCAUUGCUUAAUUUUCUAACAUUUCACAUUUAUAUAUUACGAUAUAUUUCAUAUGUAUGCUUUUUAAUUCAUUCUGUUUUAACUGCAGCAUAAAUGCAACCUCUGAGCUUCACUAAACAGUAAUCGUGUAAAUAUUACCAAAUGCCACUUAAGGUAAUUAGCCAUAUAGUGUCUUAAAAUUAUAACGUAAUAAUUUCAAUUUAAGAACUUAACAUUAAAUAUGACGUAUUUGCUUGUUUUAUUAACCGCUAAUUUGAAGAAAAGUAACAGUUAUAAUACUUCUCACCAAGCUGCUUUGAUUAGGGGUUUAAGUCAAUAAUCUCUAGUAUGCCUAAGUCUGAUGAACUUUUUUGAGGAGGAGGGACCGUAGAAGGUCAUGCCACAGAUGUCUCAUAUCUCCAAGUCUUUGAUGAAAAGAUGUUGCAAGGAUAAUUUUGCCACAGCUGAAGGUUUAAGUGUCAUGACGAUGUUUUGGAAACAAGGACACAAGGAGCGCACAAGGAUACACCGAGUUUUUAUUUUGACUUUUGAUUUAUCCUGAUCCAAUCCCGUGCGACCACUCGCGUAUAAAAGCGUGUGUCUAACGUACUGCUGCUUCAGACCUGAAGAAGCUGUAAUUCUCCAUCGGUUCUUAUGGCAGGUGAACUUCUUCAGCCCUGUGGAAUGAAGCCCGUGCAUCUCAGUGAGGCUGCUCUGGACCUUCUGCUGCAAGGGGUCCAUAACAGCACUGACGGUGCCCAGGACAACGUGUGUGGAGCCACGGCCACAAUACUGUCUCUGUUACUCUGCCUGCUGCUGGUCAUCAGACACCAUCGGACGAAGAAAGACCAUGUGCCAGGUCCUUGUUUCUUGCUGGGUCUGGGUCCUGUUCUCUCUUACUGUCGGUUCAUGUGGUGUGGAAUUGGCACUGCCAGCAAUUACUACAACAGCAAAUAUGGAGACAUUGUGCGGGUCUGGAUCAACGGGGAAGAAACACUCAUCUUGAGCAGGUCAUCUGCUGUGUAUCAUGUGUUGAGGAGAUCUCUGUACACCUCGCGCUUUGGGAGCAGACUGGGUCUGCAGUGUAUCGGGAUGCAUGAACAAGGCAUCAUAUUCAACUCAAAUGUGGAACUCUGGAAGAAAGUCCGCACCUUUUAUGCAAAAGCUCUAACAGGUCCAGGGCUUCAGAGAACUUUGGAGAUUUGCACCUCUUCCACCAACACACACCUGGAUGAUCUGUCCCACCUGACGGAUGCUCAGGGACAGGUGGACAUCCUUAACUUACUGCGCUGCAUUGUAGUGGACAUUUCCAACAGACUGUUUCUAGGAGUCCCUCUCAAAGAGCACGAUCUGCUUCAGAAGAUCCAUAAAUAUUUUGAAACCUGGCAGACAGUAUUAAUCAAACCUGAUGUGUACUUCAGACUGGAUUGGAUUCACAGGAAGCACAAGAGAGACGCUCAAGAGCUGCAGGACGCCAUUGCAACUCUGAUCGAGGAGAAGAGAGUUCAGCUGACACAUGCAGAAAAACUCGACCAGCUCGACUUCACGGCAGAGCUGAUAUUCGCUCAGAGCCUUGGGGAGCUGAGCGCUGAGAACGUCAGGCAGUGUGUGUUGGAGAUGGUGAUCGCUGCUCCAGACACCCUUUCUAUCAGCCUGUUCUUCAUGCUGCUGUUGCUCAAACAGAAUCCAGACGUGGAGUUAAAGAUCCUGCAGGAAAUGGACACCGUCUUGGCCGGCGGGAGCCUGCAGCACUCACAUCUGUCCAGGUUACACAUUCUGGAGAGUUUCAUCAACGAGUCGCUCCGUUUCCAUCCGGUGGUGGACUUCACCAUGCGCCGGGCGCUGGAUGAUGAUGUCAUCGAGGGCUACACAGUGAAGAGAGGAACAAACAUCAUACUAAAUGUGGGUCGGAUGCACAGAUCCGAAUUCUUCCCCAAACCGAAUCAGUUCAGUCUGGACAACUUCAAGAAAAAUGUGCCGAGUCGUUUCUUUCAGCCGUUCGGGUCAGGCCCGAGGUCAUGUGUGGGGAAACACAUUGCUAUGGUGAUGAUGAAGUCUAUUCUGGCGACGCUCUUGUCUCGUUUCUCUGUGUGUCCUGUGAAGGGAUGUACUGUAGACAGCAUCCCACAAACCAACAACCUUUCACAGCAGCCGGUGGAAGAGCCCUCGAGCCUCAGCGUGCAGCUCAUCCUCAGAAACUCUCUCUGAUUCACCUCCAACAUAUUAUUAUCAUGUAUUUAUCUACCGCUAUUCGUUGCCUCGUCUUUGAAUUUUUGUGUUUAAAUUUGUAUGUAAUUCAGUCUGAAUGCAACUGUUGUUAUAAUAUAUGAUAUUCUUUCUGUGGAUUCUGAGUGGGUUUUUUUGUUUGUUUUUUGUAUGUGUG